Acipenser ruthenus (sterlet) is the source of this 2537-nucleotide messenger RNA. RefSeq names its product vasculin-like. Gene Ontology annotation, cellular component: nucleus. The transcript is spliced from 12 exons. The record is from RefSeq and is a predicted model, not a curated record. Gene Ontology annotation, molecular function: RNA binding; DNA binding. Gene Ontology annotation, biological process: positive regulation of DNA-templated transcription; DNA-templated transcription. NCBI's taxonomy places the organism in Eukaryota, Metazoa, Chordata, Actinopteri, Acipenseriformes, Acipenseridae. Bases 961 to 2196 code for a protein of 411 amino acids.
CCUAAAAAAUACACAAAAAAGUGUGUCCCUGACUCCCCUGUGUUGUGGGCCGAAGAGCAGUUUACGUUCAGCACGAGAUUCUCGCUGAGCAUUGCGGAUAGCUAAGGCGCCAUUUUGGGAAGGAGACAAGCAAAAGCGGCAAAAAUUAAAAAGAAAAAGGAAAAAAAAGAACACAUUAAACAGAAUAGGUAGCACGAUUUUUUACCGGAAUAUCAAAAACAGUACGUGGCUUAAACGAGAGAUUGUAUGCGUCCUAUGAGAAAGGGAAAAAUAGCCAAUAGUGUCGGGUUUCGCAGAAGCCAAGGAAGAGCCAAAUUCUCAGGAGCUAAUCAGUUGUUGUAUGGUCAGUAAAGAAAGUGGCAGUGUCGGUAUUUACCUAGUCUGGUGAAUACGAAAGUAAGUCUCAUCUAGGUGAAGAACUGUUGAUUGCAAAUCAAUAUCAUUGAAAAGUCCUAUGGAAACAAAUGUGAUCAACCUCCGGAGCAGCGAAAGGAAAAUAUUGUUGUAAUGUAUUCCCAAUGAAACAAAGAAGACAGAUGUCCUUUUGGAAGUGACAUUUUGCAAGAAGAGAUUAGGGAACCCCAUUAAACGUUAAAUAUGAAUUUUUAAAGUAGUCCAGGGAUAUGUAGAAAUUAAUUUACAAUAAUCUACAGUACAGUAUAUGCUAACCUUGUUCACAAAUGUGGUGGUUUGGCAUGGACCAAGCAUGAAUCCAUGGCAAGCUGAUUGAGGAUUAAGUGGCCAGCAUUUGCAAAAGGACCCGAUCUGCAAGAGCAACUUGGCAGAAGACUUUCGGGAUUUAUUUAUUUAAAUUUUAAUAUUUGCUUGAGAAAGAGAACAAGAAACAAACUGGAACAGAGCGGUUGAAAGUGCACCUGUGGGAACGCCUUGUUGUGUAGUAGUUUGGACCUGCCAUGAGGUGUUAAUGCCUUGUUCAAUAUUCUUAAGACCUAGACCUAAAUGGCGCAGCAUGACUUUGCUCCAGCCUGGCUUAAUUUUCCUACUCCACCUUCGUCAACAAAGCCGUCUCUAAACUGUGAAAAACAACAUGAACCAAAUGUGCGCCUGCACAACCGCAGUGAUGUAAAUCACAGACGACGUAAUUCUUCUGAUGGGUUUGAAUCUUCUAAUGGCUGUACUGGAGGAGGAAAUUUUGGAAGGAAGGAAAAGAAUGGUUGGCGAGGAAGAAAUGGUUCUGAAAGUGUGAAUUCCCGUGGUGGUUACCAUGGUGUAAACUCCCGCUCCAGGGCUGGUGUGUUUCACAGUGGAAAGAACCAGGUGCUACGUGAAAGUAACUCAACUAGGAAUGAAAAUGGGAAAAGGGAAGAAAGAGAAGCACGCAAGCAAUUUGAGGCUGAGGAUUUUCCAUCCCUUAAUCCUGAGUCUGAAAGAGAGCAAAACCUGAGCAAAUCUGUUGCUGCUGGUGUAUGGGGAGAACAUCCACCGAAUCCAAAAUCAAGAACUUCCAAAAUGAUGGUUAUCAAAAAGGUCUCUAAAGAAGAUCCAUCUUCUGGAUUUCCUGCUGCAGGACCUCCCCAUCAGCAACCAACCAAGAACGGAACGGGUCUGAGUGUCUUUAAAGGGUUAGUCCCGAAACCUGCUGCCCCACCUGUAAAGGGCAGCCGGUCAAGCUCUUCAUCACCCGUAGACAAGAUGACUCAGCCUCGUUUAAUGAAACUGACACGUGUACGAUCAGAUAAGAAGAGUGAGUUUUUGAAGGCUUUAAAACAGGACAAGGUGGAUGAAGAAGAUCAUGAUGACAGAAAUCAAUUCAAGGAUGACGAAACACUUAACAUGCAGAACAGUAACAAUAGUCAUCGAUGUAGGGAUGAGAAUCUGAAUAGAUAUGAAAACGAGGUCCCUCGAGUGAAUGGUAAUGCACUAGUGAUCCGCUCCUCUACCUUCCCACAAGCUGAUGUUCUCUCAAGCUCUCUCGAGGCAGAGCACAGGCUUCUAAAAGAGAUGGGGUGGCAAGAAGACAGUGAACACGAUGAGACUUAUGCUCCUUUAACAGAGGAUGAGAUGAGGGAAUUCCAAGCCAUUAGUGAACAGCUGCAGAAAAAUGGCCUUAGAAAAAAUGGUCUUUCUUGUGACUUUAAAUUUGGCACCUGGAAAAACAGCACUUUUAAACCCACAGUUGACAAUGAUGAAGCAGAAACAAGCAGCAGCGAUACGUCAGAUGACGACGAAAUGUAAAAUAUGUUGGCAUUUUGUGGACUGCCUAAUUGUGGUGAUUUUUUUUUUUUUCCCCACUAAUCUCUUGUGCAGUAAGCUGCAAAAAUAAAUAAAUACUGGGUUUCAGAAAGAAACCCACUUUGAGAAAUUUGACGGACAUCUUUGUAAUGAAAGAAAGACAGAGUUCUCUAUUGGCCUGAAUUAAACAUUGCUUUUUUUGCUCUGUAAAUGGCCUUUGUAGUAAAAAAAAAAAAAAAAUUUAAAUUUCGUUGGAAUUACUUCUUCACUGCAAAUCGGAGGUUUGCUGCAAUGUGACAGAAUAUCUAACAUGGAAAGAGUCAAUAAAAAAGAUUGCAAUUUAA